UAAAAGCUUCUUAAAGGAAUCUUUUAGUUUCUUUAAAAAAGCCGCACACCUCUCACUUCCACCCUAUCAGAGAUGGAGCCUCUCCUGCUUCCUCGAAGAAGCAGCUACUACAGGUACCCCUUUGUCUCAUGGUUGCCGGAUCUGUAUCUCAAAAAGUGUGUAUUAUUGAUUCUUCAUUUUCUUCUCUAAUGGCUAUUACUCCUUCUCAGCUCCAGUUUCAUGGCAUCUCUUUGCUCCAUUAGUUUGUCUUCUUUGAACUUUGUUGCAGGUUUUUGUUUCUUCCUUCUCAAUGUAUUUGUUUAAGCUAUUAGUUUGUCAGUCCCUGCUUUUUAAAACCUAACUCUUAACUUUUAGCUCUCAUGGGUCAUACUUAUUCUGCUCCUCAGUGAUCAUCAUCCGCACCCCAUUUCCGUUUUCCCUAUUUUAACUCAGAUGGAAAGUUCUCAUCUUGCAGCACCUUGCUGCUCAACCAUGAAAUCUCUCUACCUCCACCUUCCAUUGUGAAAAAAAAAAACCAGCAGUUUCUCUUAAAGUUGGCUCCUUUCUUCCCUCCUUGCCUCCCUCUCCCUCUCAACACUCCUUCCAAUGGCUCAAUCAUACUUCCCUCUUCGUUGGGAGAGCACUGGUGACCAGUGGUGGUACGCUUCCCCAAUCGACUGGGCAGCAGCCAACGGUCACUAUGAACUUGUCCGAGAGCUUCUUCAUCUUGACGCCAAUCUCCUCAUUAAGCUCACUUCCCUUCGCCGGAUCCGACGGCUUGAGACUGUAUGGGAUGAUGAUACCCAGUUCAUCGAUGCCGCCAAAUGCCGCUCUUUCGUCGCCCGAAAUCUCCUCCAUGAAUGCGAAACUAAGAACAAUAAGAACAGUCUGAUAAGAGCAGGCUAUGGUGGUUGGCUGUUAUACACUGCUGCUUCUGCAGGCGACAUUGGUUUUGUCCAUGAGCUGCUUGAGAGAGAUCCACUUCUUGUGUUUGGAGAGGGGGAGUAUGGCGUGACAGACAUAUUCUAUGCAGCCGCAAGGGGAAAAAGCACUGAGGUUUUCCGACUAAUUUUUGCGAAUGCGGUGUCUCCGAGGUGUUUGGUUGAUGGUGAAGGAGACAUUGAGGGGAGGGAGAGGAGAGGGGGUGGUAAUGGCUCAGUUUUCAGGUGGGAGAUCGUUAACAGAGCUGUUCUUGCUUCUGCCAGAGGUGGAAACUUGGAGGUGUUGAAGGAGCUUGUUGGUGACUGCUCUGAUAUCUUGGCUUACAGGGAUAAUCAGGGCUCAACCAUUUUGCAUGCUGCAGCUGGAAGAGGGCAGGUUAAGGUGGUUAAUGAUCUCAUUGCAUCCUUCAACAUCAUUGAAUCCAGAGACAAUCAAGGGAACACAGCACUACAUAUCGCUGCAUUUCGAGGACAUCUACCAAUUGUUGAAGCCUUAGUACAUGCAUCCCCCUUCUUACCAUGUUUCAAGAACAAUGCUGGUGAUACCUUCCUUCACAUGGCCAUAGCAGGCUUCAGAACUCCUGGUUUCCGACGGCUGGAUCGCCAGAUGGAGCUAAUGAAGCAGCUCAUCUACGGCAGCAUCUUCAACAUCAAUGAAAUCAUCAACAUUCAAAACAACGACGGUAGAACCGCCCUCCAUGUUGCAGUGAUCGGAGACCUGCAAUGUAACCUCGUGGAGGUUCUAAUCACAGUCCCAUCGAUUAAACUGAACACUCAAGACAUCAACGGAAUGACUCCGCUUGAUCUGCUCAACCGACGUCCUCAUUCCGCAUCAUCGGAGAUUCUUAUCAAACUGUUGGUUUCAUCCGGCGGUUUAUCUUAUUCGAAGGAUUUGAAGGAUAAAGCUGCCAUUUUUUGGCCGUUGAAGAUGCAGUCUGGGAUCGGAAACAGCCCAGGUACGUCUUUUAGGAUCUCUGAUGCUGAAAUAUUCCUACAUACUGGCAUCGACGCAUCAGAGGCCAGCGGGAGGCCGAGCUCAAGCUCCAGUACAGGAAAGAAUGACUUCCCCCACACUUACUUCGAACCUAUCGAAGAGAAAAACGAGCAUGCCGAUAGAAAGAAAGCUUCGAGUUCUGUGAAUAGCGCCGCGCGGCGGCUCAAGGUACUACUCCGGUGGCCUCGUUGCAAGGACACGAAAACUGACGAUGAUUCCGUGAGCUUACUGAAGAAAUGGAGUGAGCGCGAGGAAACACCUACGCCUCUACGUGAGCGGUUUUUGAAGCCGCAAUCCUCUGUUAUAAACAACAAGCGAACACUCGCGGUGAGGACAUCAAUGCCGAGCCCUGCCACGAAGAAAAAAUUUGCGGCUGGGCUUAUGCAUGGCGUCAUCCAGGCGAUGCCACACCUGGCACCUUCGCAAUCACGGAUGCCAGUAAGCCCCUCAUCCAGUUCUCUCGUCCCCUCACCUGCGUUAGAGAUGCGGAAGGGUGUUUGCGAAGAAGACGAAGAAAUCUGCGACACUGCCUGUUCGAAUGUAACAGGGAGUUCAUCACAGGGAUCGAGUUUGAAGAAUGCGAAGCUCAUGAAUCAGUACUUCUGCUUCGGAGCGCAGGGGUUUGCCGUGGAUGGAUCUUCAAUUAAUCAACGCCAAAGUCGAUUUUUUGGAGGACGUGUUCCUCCGGUAUCUUGAUGAAGGAAGAAAGUAGAUGCGUGUUUGCUGAACUUACUAGUAUUGUUAGAAGUUUGCUCCAUAUAAAGUUGUUGUUUUUGAGAAUGAGUGUGUGUUUGUGGUGAAUUUUCUUUACAGUGAGAGCUGUGCUUCUGUUUUAAUCAGUUGCAGUUUGUGAUGAGCUUUUAGUGUUUAUGUAAUUGUUCAGACUUAAAAGUGUGAUCUUUGAUGCAAGGAAUGCUGUGUCUUGGUUUGUAUUUUGUAUCAAAUUAUGAGUUAUGUAAGAAAUAUUUUUUUGAGUAUGGACUUGUGAUGCAAGGAACGCCAGAGCCAAUUUAUCUUGGCGAUUUCCUCAAAUGUAUUUCAAAUUCUUUGAGAAUUGGAGAA
This is a messenger RNA of Phalaenopsis equestris, 2976 nucleotides long. RefSeq names its product serine/threonine-protein phosphatase 6 regulatory ankyrin repeat subunit B-like. The transcript is spliced from 2 exons. The record is from RefSeq and is a predicted model, not a curated record. Lineage: Eukaryota; Viridiplantae; Streptophyta; Magnoliopsida; Asparagales; Orchidaceae. Gene Ontology annotation, molecular function: protein binding. The coding region runs from base 586 to 2610 and encodes 674 amino acids.